Arabidopsis thaliana (thale cress) is the source of this 1005-nucleotide messenger RNA. RefSeq names its product RING/U-box superfamily protein. Gene Ontology annotation, biological process: protein ubiquitination. Gene Ontology annotation, cellular component: membrane. The transcript has a single exon. The record is from RefSeq and is marked reviewed. Bases 238 to 729 code for a protein of 163 amino acids. NCBI's taxonomy places the organism in Eukaryota, Viridiplantae, Streptophyta, Magnoliopsida, Brassicales, Brassicaceae. Gene Ontology annotation, molecular function: ubiquitin protein ligase activity.
CGAAAAGAAACAAAAUCAUAACAAUAAUAGUUUAACCUAAACCCUGAUAUUUGGCUCUACCGUGUCCUAGCCUCUCCUCUUUGUAUAAAUAGCCGUUACUCUUUUUCACAUGAUUUUCACUACCAACAACACUUAGAGAACAAGCAGAGGAAUAUAACUUUUUUUUUCUUUUUCCUUUUUGCUUUUUUACAACCAAAAAAAUAAAGCAAGCCGUAGAGAGCAAGAGACGGUGUAAAGAUGCACUACACACGCAUCUCGCCGGCUUUAGUACCAUCUCUAUCACCAACCGCCGCGGCUGAAUCUAGCGGUGGUGGGACGAUGAUAGCUACUGUUUUCAUGGCCCUUCUCCUCCCCUGCGUCGGCAUGUGCAUCGUCUUCCUAAUCUAUCUAUUCCUCUUGUGGUGCUCCACACGGCGUCGUAUCGAACGCCUUCGAUUUGCUGAACCGGUUAAACCGGUCACAGGUAAAGGCCUUUCGGUGUUGGAGCUCGAGAAAAUCCCUAAACUCACCGGAAGAGAGCUAGCCGUAAUAGCUAGAUCAACGGAAUGUGCUGUUUGCCUUGAAGAUAUAGAGAGUGGUCAAUCGACUCGUCUAGUUCCCGGUUGCAACCAUGGGUUUCACCAAUUAUGUGCUGAUACGUGGCUAUCUAACCACACGGUUUGUCCAGUUUGCCGCGCCGAGCUGGCUCCGAACCUACCUCAAUGUAAUGAAAAUCAAAGUCCAUGUUAGAAACAGAAUUUUCAAAAACAUUCUUUCCUUCUUUUUUACUCGUUUUGUGUACUUCUCUUGUUUUUCCCUUUUCUUAGUUUUGUGUAAGCGUUAUAGAGAGAGAAGUUUCCAGGUUGUAACUAGCCUUGUUGUUUUUUUUUGUACAUGAAAUUAGUUUUAGAGUAAAUUACGAAAUUUACAGUUAUGUCAUUGUAUUUACAACAAUUUUUCUUCAACCAUUACAAUAAGUAUAUCAAUGAUAGAGUUAAACUUUGGGUCCAACAAAAAAUAAAUAAA